Molecule: messenger RNA, 1353 nt
Organism: Symbiodinium natans
Lineage: Eukaryota; Dinophyceae; Suessiales; Symbiodiniaceae
Source: the annotation of a GenBank genome assembly
AUGUGGCGGCUUUCUCCACAGGACAUCAGGGAGUCGGAUUGGCAGAGGCUCCAGCGCAUGUCUGGACCGGUGAAGUCCUUGGACAUCUUCAUCUCGCACACCUGGAAGACGGGCGGGCUUCCCAAAAUGCUGGCGCUGCUGGUGAGCUCUGGGAUCUACCUUGCCUGUCCCGACUGCAUCGUCAUGCCCUUCGUGCUCCAGGCGUAUGUAAUGGGAUUCGAGGCCUUGUGUCCUCUGGCCCCCUGGAUGCUGAUCGGUGCAUGUCUCGGCCAUGUGGCUGGGUUCCUGUCCGCUCCUUACUUCCCUCUGGCGUGCACUGGGGCAUGCCACUCCGGGGACAUCUGUUUCGUGGAUAUUGCUUGUAUCCAUCAGAAAGACAGCCAGCUGAAGCAGCGUGGCAUCUACGGCAUCGGAGGCUUCCUAAAGUGUGCGAAGGAGCUGCGCGUCCUCUGGACCCCUCCAUACCUUUCGAGGAUGUGGUGUAUUUUUGAACUCGCGGCCUACCGCAAAGCCAACCCAACUGGGCGGAUUUCCAUGGCACCUAUCUUCAUCGAGCACUCGGUGCAUCUGGUGGCUAUGGCACUAUGGGGCGGCGUUUGGGGCUAUUGGGCCAUCCAGGCGAGCGGUCUAUUGGUUGCUUACGGCUACUUCCUGGGCUUACUGUUACCUUUGGCUGUGGCCCUGCUCCCAGUGGUCGGCAUCGUCCAUGGGCUUCGCCACUUCUUUUGCGCCAAGCACCAGCUCUUCCAGGACCUAAGGCACUUCCGCCUCGCGUCCGCGGAGUGUUCCGAGGAGUUUGAUGCCAUCUUCGUGCAUACCGCCAUCCAGUCCUGGUACGGAAGCACCGAGGCAUUUGAACAAUUCGUUCAGAAGACCCUGGUGCAGGAGAUCCCUCAGGUGAUCAUUCCACACGAAUACUGCCUGCUGCUUUCAACGGUCCCGAUCACUGGUGCGCUAGAGGAGACGAUGUCUGUGGCACUUGGUGGCGCACCUGCGUCAGCAGUCCUGUCGUCUUUCGUGGGCCACGUCUUUGGCGUGUCCUUGUGCUGGAUCCUCGUCUCAUUGAAGCUGCUCUACUACUUAUGCGACCGGUUUGCGAUGCCAUACAAGCCGGGCCUCUUCAACUACGUGCAGACUGUUGCCGUCUACGCGGCGGUUUGCCUCUUCUUCCUUGCAGGGGCGGUGGUUGGUGAGGUCGCGUACCGACACACGUUGUGGACCUCAUGUCUCUUUGCGAUUUUCUCCUCGGUGGCUUGCGCCAUUUCUUAUAGUCAGUGGCUGCAGCACUCUAUCAUUAGAUUGCUGUGUUGGCCAGCCUGGUGUCGCAAGACGUUUAUGCUGGCCCGCCCCUGA